AGCUGCUGGCGGUGCUGCUGCUGCUGCUGCUACUGGAAGCGGCCUCCUCCUGCUCCUGCUCGCUCCCGCGCCUCCGCCUCUUCCAUUGUGGACGCGGAGCCCGCGCUCGGCUGCAGCCGCUCUUGGGGGGGGGGGCGCGGGUGGGACCCCCGUCCGCGAUGCUCCUGCAGGCGCCUUAGGCGAAGCGGGGAGAGGCGAGGCGCACCCGGCGCGGGCAGGAUCUGGAGCAGACCUCUCAGCCAUCGCGCCCCGAGCCCAGGAGCCCAUUGAAUUGGCCGUACAAAAGGAGCCCUCUCCGUUUCUGGCCGACGUGGGACUGGGGGUGGGGGGGUCCCGCCGCCGUCGCCGCCACCUUUGCCGAUCCCCCACCGCCGCCGCCAGCAUGAGCUCUGGCUUCCUUGAUCGCAAGGUAGGGAUGAGCAAAACCCGCCACCCCACCCCAGAAAUUAAAGCAGGGCGACGGGGUGUGUAUAGGGGACCCCCCCGGAUCGCUCGGGUCUGCUUCUCGCCUCGCGCCUCCUCGGGCGGCAGCAGCUGCGGGCCGCACAGAGGGGUUGAUCCGGACCGCUGGGCUGGAAACCAGCCCCCCACUGCCCGCUCUCCUGCAGCCGCCUCCGGCCUGGCUACCGGCGCACGGACGGUGAGCUGCAGCUGGAAUUCGCAUGGGGUGGGGGCGGCUGAUCUCUGGGGUGGCGGUGGUAGCGGGGAGUCGAGGGGCGAGAGUAGGCCUGAGCAUGUGCAGAGUGCGCUUCCGCCACGCAUUGCUCGUCGUGUUCCCAGGGACACCCCGGUUCCUGCUCCGCCGCGCGCAAAAUACAGGCAAACGGUGGAAUUGUUGCGGGUGGCAAGCCUGCCUGCGGCUUGAGUUUGGAAGAUGACACGCACGUGCGAGGGGCAGCGUGUGUGUGUUUAUAAAUGGCUUCAACUUUCACAAACAAUGGUGCUGUUUGCGUUUAUUUAGUGCUGAGGGGUCUCUUCCCCGAGAACAGAUGGCAGCAUAUGGAGGGGCCCCGAGUAACGCAUCCUCUCUCUCUCUCUCUCUCUCUCUCUCUCUCUCUCCUGUGUUUGGGAUUAGAGGACUUGGAGAAGGCUGCCGGCAUCUCCUGAGACAUUAACUGCUUUGGGGGAAGGUUGAGGAAUAGUGCAAAUGAUGGUUGGUAGUGGAAGACCGCUCUGUGGAGCUAAGGGCAGGCUAAGCCUUUUCUCCUAUUAAGGGCCACCCAAGAUUCCAAAAGCAAAAUGUCACGAAUAAGGCUGGGCUGGCUCGGGAAGUGUGGCGCCUAGCUUAAAGCCGAAUUCAGAAGCUGGCAGCCUGGGAGCUGUGUCCUGCGUCUUUCCCCAAGCUGCCUCCAGGGUCUGCUGCUUCUGCCGGCUGUCUUCCCCCUCUCUCUUCAGAGAUCAGCAGGGCAGAGCGUGCAACACCAAAAUGCGCCCUGAGUCCUUUCUGCCAUUGCAGUCAACUCCACUGUAUGGAGUAUAGGCUAGGCAGUUGGGUCAGAAGUGCCGAGUGAUGCUGGCAUGCAAUGGUUUUGGUUUGCACAGCACUCCGAUUCAUGUGCCAUUUCCAGGAGUUUUCUGAGCUUUUUCAGUGGCACAAAUGACUUGGGGGUUGGAGGCGGAGGGUUCCAAUUUAGCGUGCCUCUCCUUCCUGGCCCUAAGCACUGGAAAUUUGCUUUCAAAAGGAAUUCAGAAUUCCAAAGGAAGUGAACAGCGAAGCCAGUGCCACAACCUGCAGCUUUUCUAUACUUCUGUGUAAUUUUCCUGCAGCUGUACACAAGGAGUUGGCAUACAAUGAUCUUCAGAACCCGUUUUGGGGUCCUAUAGUUUACCUGCUUUGCUAAAUUCCUGAUCUGCCUCUCCCCGUGAAGUCACCAGCAAUUGUCCAAAGUAGGUUUUUGCCCACCUGCAGUUGAGAGUCAGUUCCUGCAUUACUUUUUGAUUAUGGCAUAUUUUAAGAACUGAUGGAGGAAACAAGCCUUAAUGCAAACGAAACAUAUAACGUAUAUUGGAACCACCUGCUCUGGGUUUACAUUUGGAUUACUGGGGGUGGGAUUAACAGGGUUGAUGCUUUGCUGCUGUGAGCGUUGCCUCCCGUCCUAAAAAGAGCAACACACUUGGUUUUCUGCUAGGUGAGAGGAAGCGACGCUAUGAGCCACAUGGAGGAGAACUUCAGCCCCGAGGAGGCUCGGUCGCAGCUGGUGACGAAGCGUAAGCUCCUUAAAAUGCUGAGUUUAAGCCCCGGGCGCAGCCAAGCGUGUGGAACGGAAGUGCGGGAGAAGAAAAUCCCUUCCAUGACGUGGCCGGUGAAGCCGGUCCAUACCAUCAAGAAGCGCAAGGUCUUCCUGGUGCACCGGGGCACCCAGACGGAGGAGAUCCCCGACAUUUGCAUCGAGUGCGGGAAGGUCUUCAUCCAGAACUCGAGCCUGAUCGACCCCUGGCCGGUCCAGCCCGACGACAAACCCCACAAGUGCUCUGAAUGUGGGAAGAGCUUUGCCGUCCGCUCCAGCCUGAACCGGCACCAGCGGAUCCACACGGGGGAGAAGCCCUACAUCUGCCUCGACUGCGGCAAGCGGUUCAAUGACAAGUCCAACCUGACACAGCACCAGAGGAUCCACACGGGCGAGAAGCCUUACGAGUGCAUCGACUGCGGCAAGAGCUACAGCCGCAGCUCCCACAAGAAAAAGCACUUGCGGGACUCGGCCGAGGAGCAGCAGCAGCAGCAGGAGCCUUGUGCCCUGCAGGCGGACGGCGCGGACUCGGCCGGCGAGAAGCCCAAGGCGAAGCAGAAGCCGGAGGUGCUGAACACCUGCACCGAGUGCCUGCGCAGCUUCAACCACAACGCUGACCUCAUCAAGCACAUGCGCAUCCACACCGGGGAGAAGCCCUACAAGUGCAACAUCUGCGAGAAGAGCUUCAACGUCAGCUCCAACCUCUUCCGGCACCAGCGGAUCCACACGGGCGAGAAGCCCUACGUGUGCUCCGAGUGCGGGAAUUGCUUCACCGACAAGUCCACCCUGGUUCAGCACCACCGCAUCCACACCGGCGAGAAGCCCUACGCCUGCCGCUUCUGCGGCAAGUGCUUCAGCCACAGCUCCCACCACAAGAGACACGAGAAGAUCCACAACAGAGAGAACCCCUUGUUUGCCUACCCCAUCCCGCUCUUUUAACAGGGUCGCUCUCGCAGCUGGAGCGGGUAGAUAGGGAACUCUGUGCCUCGGGAAGCUGAACUAGUGGGUUUUUGUUGUCGUUCGAAGAAAGAGCGCAGGAGCCGUCUUAAAAGAUUGCGCCAGUCUGGCUUCAAACGCCAUCGCAAGGUUUGCCGCUUGUGGCAGGUACUGGAUAUCAAUGCCUUAGUCUAUAGGAUCUUCGGUAAGAUCCGUAUGUGGUUAUAGGCUACAAUGAACGCUCAAAAUCUGGUUGGCUCUGGUGCGAACGUCGAUAAUCCCAGAUAAAUUUUGUGCUUUUCUGAAAACAUCCCCACUUUGGGGAUAUAAGCCGUUGAAGAGCAGGCAGAUUUAUGUGGCUGUCAGCACUAGCGGCUGUUCUGUCGGGCUGUCAGAAAAUGCACUGGGUCAUCAACGUUCAGUAUCAACAAACAGGAAUAUUGUGAGUUCUUAGGAAUAUUGUAUGUGACACUCCUGCAGCCCUUGCUAAUAUGCCCUCAAGAUGUUUUGAGCGACUCACGUGGAAGCUGUCUGAAAACAUCUGGAAGGCAGCACGUUGGCGAAGUCUGCAUUUUAGUUUUAUUAAAGGCACUAUAGGACUAUUUAUUGAUAUCCAGUAACUGCGAGCGAACCUUCAGAUGGUUUUGUUGCUUUGGCUCACUGGGCCGAAAGCUUUCGUUUUUGCGGCUCUUUUAACUACCUACACAAACCGGGCCGCAGGUCCUUUUGAAGAGAAGACUCCUAGUCUCUAUGCAAAGACUCUUUGAGUGAUGGAGAAUCUGCCCUUAGGAAGGUAAUGCUGGUCGCAAAUUUAACCUCAGUAGCCUUUUGCUUCAGGGCUUCACUUUCCCAGCCACUGGAUCACACUGUAUUUUUGUCCACUGAGUCAGGAUGGCCCAAAAGUUGGUAGGAAUCGCAUAGCUUUCUACAGAGGAUCCAUUUUACAGUUGACUCUUUGGUAAGCUUGAAUAGGUUUGAAGCUCUCUUGAGGCCUCUGUAACAAGGCACAUUUUCCAGGCCUCGGGGGUUUUUCCCUGCCCUUUGCUGCUCAUUCUCCACAGUGUGGCUGCGACAAAUGGACAUCUGGUGGCAGAAGGGCCACAUUUUCCCUAUAGGAAGACAAAUUUGUGCUGUGGCACUUUAAGAGACUAAGCGGUUUGUUGUGGCCUGCUACUAAGGCAGCAGAUACCAUCGGAGGCUCACACAGUGGGCUGUAAAAGGUGGAGGUGGUGUGUUUAUCUGUGUGUGUUUUUUGCGUGUGUAUGUAUAUAUUAUAUUUAUAUAUAUAUUAUAUAGGUACACAUGUACAUGCACACACAAGUUGAAAAACCAAAUUAAACAAGGAGAGGACUGAAAGUAGUGCAACGGGCUCGGAUUAGUGGACCACUGAAAGGUAUGAACGCAACACAGAAUGAAAGGGAAGGCUGUCUUGCUUCCUUACAGAGCUAGCCGCCUGUAAUCCUUAUUCAAGCCCUGAGAAAUCUCAAAUCAGGUUUGUUGAUGGAUUCCAGGUCCUAUUUGGUUUUAGUGUAUCGCAGCCCGACGGACAGAGAUGGAGGGGUCCAGGACGGCUGCAGUGGUCACCCCAUUGGUUUUCCUGUAUGUUCCCAUUUUGUCAUGUCCCGAACGGUGUUCCCGCCUGUUCUGAUCCAGCCAGUGGUCCCCCGCUCCCCCCUACCCAGGUGGGAGAAGAAAUUAUUUGAAUCUCAGCUCAUCCGUGGACCAAGUGGGCAGAGUCGCCACCUCUGUGCCUCUGCUCCUCCUCUGUUUUAAAAGGAAAGAAAAACGAAACACACAAAAGUUGAGAAUUUGGGGAAUCUCCUUCAUCUGGGUAGUUGCGAUGGCUAACUAUCGAGAAGAAAGGCAAAUGUCACGAUCCGCCCUGCGCUUUAAAGAGAAAGUGGGGCUGUCAAAUCUAGAUCUAACAGAGGUAGCCUGAUACGAAACUGUAAAAGUAACACAAGGGGGAAAGUUUGGAAUUAGCUGUCCAUAGAAGACUGUUUGCUAUAUCCAAGUAAUUUUUGUGAUUAGCUUUUAUCCUUUCUGUAGGUGAACCUUUAUGAAAAUGUUUGUUAUUUAAUCGAGUGUCUGAUAGGAAACCUAACCUUUGACCUAUUGUAGCAGUUGAUUCUACAGGUUAAUUAAACACUUUGUACAAUUGGUGCUUUUUUUUGCCAUCCUGAAUGAGAUGGAGAAGGGACAGUUGUCGAUGUGUCCCCAAAAUACAGGGAAAAACAAAAACAAGUCAGCAUUUCUCAAUCACCCGUAAGUGCUGCAUUCUGUCUGAAUCCAUUAUUUGUUUCUGCUGUAUGAGUUUUUGUAUCCCAGAAGGCAAACUCUUGGUUAAUAUAGAGGCGUUUAGAAAAUUCCAACUAUUAUUUGUAGGGGUUUUUUUGCGGGGUGUGUGUGUGUGUGUAUGUCCAUUUGUAAGAAGAGCCCUGCUGAAUCAGACCAAUGGCUUCUCUAGUCCAGCAUCCUGUUCUCUGAUUGGCCAACCCAGACAUCCAUGAGAAGCCUAUGAGAAUCAGGGCCUGAGCAUAAUAACUCUUCACCACCUGGGAUUCCCGGCAUACUGCCUCUGACAGAGCAGGGAGAAAAAGGUAGGAGCCAGUGACUAGCAGCCUUAGCAAUGAAUUUGUCCAUCAGUUAACUCUGUGCUGUGUCUUUCAUCUGACCUGAAUCUGACCUGAAUCAGCUUCAUUUAAUGUCCGUAAGUUCUGGCAUCAUGAGAGAAGGAGAAACUCCAUCCACUUUCUCUGCCCCGUGCAUCAUCUUACAAACUUCUCUCGUGGCUCCUCUUACUCGUCUCUGAAACAGGCUUAGGUUUUGUUAAGUUUCCCUCCAUCUUCUUGAUCAUUUGGGUUUCCGUUUUCUGAACCUUUUCCAACGCUACAAAAUCCUUUUUGAGGCGAGGUACCCAGAACUCUACACAGUAUUCUAAGUGCAGUUGAAUACAGUCAUACCUCGUUCUGCUCUUACGGACUUUCAGCUUACGAACGCAGCAAACCCAGAAGUGUUUACUUCUGGUUUCGUCGCCCGCACAAGCACAAUCUCUGUGCUUUGUGCUCAAUUGCGCCACGCACAUGCGCAGAAGAUGCAUUCUUGUUGCGGACUUUUCAGGGUGUGAAUGGCACCCCAAAACACACUAAGUCUGCAACUAGAGGUACCACUGUAGUCAUAUCAUAUUGGCAAUUUUCUUUUCUUUUUUUUUUUGCAAUGAUCCCUAGCAUGGAAUUCAUGUUUUUCACAGCUGUCCCACACUGAAUUGACAUCACUGAACUUUCCCCUAUGACCGCAAAGUCUCACUCUUGGUCAGUCACUGGCAAUUCAGACCCUAUGAGGAUUUAUGUUUAAUUUAGACUAGUUGCCCCCAAUGUAUAUCACCUGUUUACAUCAAAUUGCAUUUGUCAUUUUCUGCCCAUUCAUUCAGCUUGGAGCGAUCUUUUUGGAGCUCUUCACAAUGAAUCUGAUACUAUCAGCCGGCUUGGCUACCACAUGCCUAACUAAAUUAUCAACAAGUUAAAAAGCACAGGUCCCAAUACCAAUCCUUGAGAGACUUUGUACGUAAUGUUUUUAAAAUUCUUUUAAAAUUAUUUAUAGGCCACUCAUCUGACUGCGUUGGCCCAGCCACUCUGGGUGGCUUCCAACAAAAUAUUGAAAACACAAUUUUAAAAAACCUUCCCUGUACAGGGCCGCCUUCAGAUGUCUUCUAAAAGUCAGUCAGUCAUUUAUCUGCUUGACAUCUGAUGGGAGGGCAUUCCACAGGGCAGGCGCCACUACUGAGAAGGCCCUCUGCCUGGUUCCCUAUAACUUCACUUCUUGCAAUGGUGGAACCUCCAGAAGACCCUUGAAGGAGGACCUCAGUGUCUGGGCUGAACAACGGGGGUGGAGAUGCUCCUUCAGGUAUACAGGUCCCAUUUAGGGCUUUAAAGGUCAGCACCAACACUUUUAAUUGUGCUUGGAAACAUACAUCCUUCCAAUUCUCCGCUUCCUGUUUUCCAACCUGUUACUGAUCUCACCAGGGGCCGUCAUCCUCUUUCCCAUGGCUGCUAAGCUCACUUGGCGCCAGGAGCCUUAGAUGAGGUACUUUGUCAAAAGCUUUUCCAAAGCCUUGAGUGCAAAAUAUCAACUAGAUCGCCCCUAUGCAUAUGCUUGUUGACUCCAUCAAAGAAUUCAUUUAAGUCCGUGUGGCAGGGCUUGUCCUUGCAGAAGCCAUGCUGGUUGUGCUUCAGCAAGACUUGUCCUAUAUGCUUGGCAGUUUUUUAACAGUACUGUCCACCAGUUUUCCUGGGUGUAUGGUUAUAACCAGCCAUUGCACAACUCCCCUAUUGAAAGUAUUUCUCGAAAAUAAUCCCUGCAGAGUUGUGUUAGUACACGAUGCAUUUCAGAAUCGGGCCACAGCAAUCCGUCUAUCAAGGUUUUGAUCUUGCGUUCACCCAAAAGUUCAUUUGCAAGUUACAGCAACUGUGCAAGAGUCCUGAUUCAUUCACUCCUUCAGGCUGAUCAUGGCCACUAAAGUGUAGAUGGCUUUCUGUUUUUUAAGAGGUUUAGGUAAAUUAAUGGAGGAUAGUUCUGUCAAGGGCUAUUAGCCACUAACUUCCAUAUACUGAGGUCCUGUAGACCUUGGAGCACCAAACAAGCAGAAGGAUGGCCAUAGCUAUUGGAUGCUAUAGUUGUGAUCCCUGCAUCGCAGGGGGGUUGGACUAGAUGACCCUUGGUGUCCUUUCCAACUCUACAAUUCUAUGAUAAUGAACUUAAUGGGGGCCUCUGGGAGGGCAUGAUGGCAGAGGAGUGUUGGAUUAGAUGAGCUUUUCCGUCUGAACCAGCAAGGCAAUCCUUUAUGCUAGGCUUCCUCAACCUUGGCCCUCCAGAUGUUUUGAGACUACAAUUCCCAUCAUCCCUGACCACUGGUCCUGCUAGCUGGGGAUCAUGGGAGUUGUAGGCCAAAAUAUCUGGAGGGCCGAGGGUGAAGAAACCUGUUUUAUGCUCUUGUGUUCAGCCAAGUGAGGAUUGUGGACUGGACUCCCACAAAGUGCAGACCUGGUCUCUCAGAGCUUUUAGUGAUGAAUAUGGGCCAAAUAUGUUGCCCAGGCUCCCAUUAUGUUUCAUUGCUAUUCUGUGCCUGUGUUCCUGCCCACUUUCAUCAAGAGUAUAUUUACCAAUAGACAGAAGACCCUCUCCCUGUUUCUAAAUGCAAGGAUUUUCCCAUUUUUUGAUGAUAGGCACAGCUCAACACACCAAAAAUCUCCCCCUUAAUGAAUUGGGAUGUUGCUCAGACAGGAUCUCACAAGUAUGCUUUGUGGAGGAUCUGGGGCUCUGAAUUAGGGUGUGUACGUGUGAAAUUUCACCCCCUCCACCCAUCCUGUUACAGCAUUUUUAGAGCACAGCAAUGUGUAUAUGUAAUUCACAACCCCCCCUUUUUUAAAAAAAUAGGUGAUGUGGUGUAACGAUUUUAAAGCAAGCCUCACUGUUGGAAGUGAGUGGAGAGUUCUAUUAACUUAAUCAACAUAGUAUCUAAGCAUUUCCCUGGUGAAUGAAAUUUUCAUU
This is a messenger RNA of Podarcis lilfordi (Lilford's wall lizard), 8711 nucleotides long. The record is from the annotation of a GenBank genome assembly. Lineage: Eukaryota; Metazoa; Chordata; Lepidosauria; Squamata; Lacertidae.